Molecule: messenger RNA, 3523 nt
Organism: Sardina pilchardus (European sardine)
Lineage: Eukaryota; Metazoa; Chordata; Actinopteri; Clupeiformes; Clupeidae
Gene: naglu
Product: N-acetylglucosaminidase, alpha
Exons: 6
Coding region: 100-2364 (754 amino acids)
Source: RefSeq, a predicted model, not a curated record
UGUUUCCCUGCACGGAUCUAUCGUACUUCUCUCUGCAAAAGUGGUAUUUUUGUUUUGCAAACUGUUUUAAUGUGCAUUUCCUAAAAUAGAGAUAACAAAAUGAAAAUUCAUGGUGUAUGCUUUGCUCCUUUGAUCCUUCUGGGUCUCGCGUCACUUCUUUAUCCUGGCGAUUCUGCAUUUCAUACUUUCUCCAGUCUCAAACCCCAAGCCUCGGAUAAGACGCAGGCAAAGGCUGUGGUUGAACUCCUUAAACGUAUUCUUGGUGGCAGAUCGAGAGAAUUCAUUGUGUCCGUCAACAGAACGUUUUCCAACGACACGCUGGACGUUUGUGAACUUCGAUCAUCGAAAAACAACAAGAUCGUAGCCAUUGGAAACACUGGGGUAGCGGUGGCCACUGGGAUAUAUAAUUAUUUGAAGUAUUUCUGUAACUGUCACAUAUCUUGGUCAGGUAAUCAGUUGAACGUCCCACGUCCCCUUCCUACUCUCACUGGUGUUCUGCGUAUCAGCACUCAACACAGAUUUAGGUACUAUCAGAAUGUGUGCACACAGAGCUACUCAAGCGUGUGGUGGGAUUGGCCACGAUGGCAGCGGGAGAUUGACUGGAUGGUACUCAAUGGCAUUAACUUGCCUUUGGCUUUUACUGGACAAGAAGCCUUGUGGCAAGAGGUGUACCUAUCCCUUGGUCUGAACCAGACUGAGGUGGACCAGUUUUUCACCGGUCCUGCAUUCCUGGCCUGGAAUCGCAUGGGGAACCUAUUCCAAUGGGGUGGCCCACUGCCCCAGUCUUGGCACGUCAAGCAGCUUCACCUGCAGUUUAAAAUUUUGGAGCGAAUGAGGGCUCUGGGAAUGAUGCCCGUUUUGCCAGCCUUCUCUGGGAUUGUGCCCCCAGGAAUCACCAGGCUGUACCCAAGAUCAAAUGUGACUAAGCUGAACCCAUGGAGCCAUUUCAACUGCACCUACUCCUGUGCCUACCUGCUCGAUCCCCGGGACCCCCUGUUCCAACGGAUCGGGGGGCUUUUCCUGACCCAGAUGAUGGAGCAGUUUGGGACGGACCACAUCUACAGUGCAGACACCUUUAAUGAAAUGACACCCUCUUCAUCUGACCCAGCCUACCUGUCCUCUGUCAGUCAUGCAGUCUUCACCACAAUGACCUCAGUGGACCCACAGGCAGUCUGGCUGAUGCAAGGCUGGUUGUUUGUUUCUGACACAGCGUUUUGGAGACCGGCCCAGGUCAAAGCGCUGCUGCACGGUGUCCCGCUUGGGAGAAUGAUUGUGCUGGACCUGUUUGCUGAGUCCAUGCCAGCCUUCUCCUUCACACAGUCCUUUUAUGGCCAGCCCUUCAUUUGGUGCAUGCUGCACAACUUUGGUGGGAACAGCGGCAUGUUCGGCACGGUGGAGCAGGUCAACAUGGGCCCGUUCGAGGCCCUGCGCUUCCCCAACUCCUCGCUGGUGGGACUGGGCAUGGCCCCAGAGGGCAUCGAGCAGAAUCCCGUGGUGUACGAGCUGAUGAGCGAGCUCGCCUGGCGCAAGGAGCCCGUCAACCUGCUCAAGUGGGUGUCCCUGUACGCCGCCCGUCGCUACGGCAGCAUGGACGAGGGUUUGGGGGCUGCUUGGCGGCUGCUCUUCCGGAGCGUAUACAACUGCACCCUGGCAGGGUACAAGAACCACAACCACAGCCCGCUGGUGCGACGGCCAUCGCUGCGCAUGGUGACGGACGUGUGGUACAGGCCCGCCCACCUCUACGAGGCGUGGCGGCUGCUCUUCGAGGCGGCUCCGACGCUGAUGGACACGCAGACCUUCCGUUACGACCUGGUGGACAUCACGCGACAGGCUCUCCAGCGGCUCACCACAGAGUUCUACCGAGAGAUCCGCGACGCCUUUCAGUCACAGAAGCUUCCGGAGCUUUUGACCGCGGGUGGCGUUCUCGUGUAUGACCUGCUGCCCGAGCUUGACCGCCUCCUGUCCAGCGACAUCCACUUCCUACUCGGGUUGUGGCUCGAGAAUGCACGAUCGAUGGGAUUAAAUGAGAGAGAGGCUCAGCUGUAUGACUUCAAUGCCAGGAACCAGGUCACACUAUGGGGACCCGAGGGUAACAUCCUGGACUAUGCCAACAAGGAGUGGGGUGGACUCAUGGAGGAUUACUACUCCCAGAGAUGGGGCCUGUUUGUCAAUACACUGGUGGAAUGUUUGGACCGAGGAAGACCCUUCAGACAAGACGCCUUCAACCAGGAAGUUUUUCAGGUGGAGAAAGGAUUUGUUUAUAAUGAACGGAAGUACCCCUCCAAACCAAUUGGCAAUACCUAUGAGAUUGCAAGGAGAAUCUUCCUGAAAUACUACCCUCAAGCACUUAAGACGUUGACAUGAACCACCCAACUAUAGAGUCCUCAGUAACAAAUUCCACCUCCAAUGACCAUAACUUCUUAAGGAAUAUAAAACACGAUGGACAUAUUCCGAUGGAUUUUUUUGCUACAAAAUGUAUAGAUAUUUUUUCUUCCACUUUGGGGAAAUUUCAACUAUCUGUAGUCAGAUUGACAAGAUGGACAUGGACAGUGUUAAAGUGGGUAAACUUUCAGUGUUGUCUGAUAACAUGUGGCCUUGAAUAGCUAAAACCUUUCACACAUAUUGGUUGGAAUGAGCUCCCACUUUAAUAUGGUGACAUUUUAGCUGUAUACACCAAUGUCUGGUAGACAUCUUUGCCUGUUUUUAUCCUGCUGCUAUUAUAGACGGUGGAAAAAAUUCAGCACCUCAGAUGCCUUCAGUAUGUGUUACAUUAGGGCUAAACCUCACUUCAUUCAUUGUGUUUCCUAAGUAGACAUGGUAAACAUGGCUAAAUCUGUUUUUAUUUCUUUAACAUGGGAUGGAACCUCCUUGUACAGCUUAAAGAAUGUCUCUGAAGAUCAGAUUGGACCUGCAGAGGUUAAAUCAUUUUAAUUCAGGAGAAUGAUACGUUUUUUUAUUCGAACUGCAGUACCAUGAAAAUGUACAGUACUGUAUAGCUCAAGACUGUAAAUACGGAUUUUAGACAGAUUUUAAAUAAUUAAUUCUAAAGAAUUGUUGUCCAUUGCUGCCUGAAUGCAUAGCACUAUGGGAGUAAAACGACAAUCAUGUUAGUUUUUACUUCAAAUGUACAGUGAUUUACAUUGCAAAAAAAUCGCCAAGUUUGGGAAAAUGGACCAUGGUCUGCGGAUCAAAAUAAUGGCGAGGAAGAGUAGUGAUGUUUUUGUCCAAUUGUUUUGUAUGCAAUUGUUUACAUCCUGUAAAAACUGAUGUUGUGACAUAACUUUAAAAUGUUUUUCUCAGUGGUUUACUUAGAUCUGACUGGGUCAUAUAAAUUAUGAAGCCAUUCAUUGGCUAGUCGAGUGUCUGUGUCUGUCUGUCUUUUUGACCCUGUACAAUUUCUCAACCUUAAUUACUGACCAGUCAAAAAGGGAUAGGUUUACAAAGUAUUUCAAUGUGAAUAUGAAUAGGAAUUCAGAACAAAAUGCUAUUUUUAUAUUCUGUCGAAUAAAGCCAUACUUUUCAU